This is a messenger RNA of Cololabis saira (Pacific saury), 7787 nucleotides long. RefSeq names its product stabilin 2 (gene stab2). Bases 1 to 7665 code for a protein of 2554 amino acids. Lineage: Eukaryota; Metazoa; Chordata; Actinopteri; Beloniformes; Belonidae. Gene Ontology annotation, molecular function: calcium ion binding; hyaluronic acid binding. The transcript has 69 exons. Gene Ontology annotation, biological process: cell adhesion. The record is from RefSeq and is a predicted model, not a curated record.
AUGGAGCUCCGUCCGAGUCCUCGGCUGCUGCUCGCCGCCGCCUUGAUGAUGAUGAUGAUGAUGGUGACGAUGACGACGGCGGCUUCACAGCAGAACUUCUGCUCCAACACCACGGUUCUGAGGACCCGGACCGCCUGUCACUCCUGCAGCAUCAGCUCCUCGAUCCGGUGUCUGUCUGGCUUCAAGACCACCCCUGGGUCCACGGUGCAGGACUGCAAGUACACCGUCAAGACCGCCAGCUUCAGCGUCAACAUCGCCGGCUGCUCCUUCGAGUGCUACAGAGACGCCGAGGUGAAGAGCUGCUGCCCCGGGUUCUGGGGCCCGGACUGCACGGAGUGUCCGGACCGGGCCGAGCGGCCCUGCAGCGCCAGGGGGGUCUGCUCCGACGGGCUGGGGGGCAACGGGACCUGCACCUGCCAGGUCGGCUUCGCAGGAACGGCGUGUGAGGACUGCGCACCUGGACGUUACGGCGCCACCUGCAGCUCAGAGUGCAGGUGCGUCCACGGCCUCUGCGACGCCGGGCUCAAGGGCACCGGUCAGUGCACCUGCUUCUCCGGAUACAAGGGUCCCAGCUGCGACCAAGAGCUCCCUGAGUGCGCGGCCCUGGCCUGCCGGCAGAACUCCCGUUGCAUGGAGCAGGCCCUGACGGGGGCGCUGGUGUGCCAGUGCAUGCCGGGAUACGAGGCGUCCGGGUCCCAGUGUCUCUCCAGGAACCCGUGUCUGCAGCAGGUCUGCCAUGUCCAGGCCUCCUGCGUCCACACGGGUCCGAACCAGCACCUGUGCGCCUGCCACGACGGCUACAGCGGCGACGGGCGCGUCUGCAUGCCGGUGGAUCCCUGUCAGACCGGAUACGGGGGCUGCUCCCCGGAAUCGACCCGCUGCAUCUACGACGGCCCGGGCAAGUCCCACUGCGAGUGUCUCCCGGCCUUCGACCACCUGUCCGGCGGCGGCUGCAGCCUGAAGGAGCUCUGCAGGCCCGGAUCCUGCCACAAGAACGCCAACUGCACCACCGUGGCGUCGGGGGGGGUCCAGUGUUCCUGUCUCCAGGGCUACGUGGGGAACGGUAAGGUUUGUUACGGGAACAUCGUGGAGCGACUGAACGACCUGAACACGGCGCCCGGCGGACCGUGGCACGGCCAGCUCAGCAACGCCAUCGCCAUGUUCGGUCCCCUCUUGUGGUCUCUGGAGAAUCUGGGUCCCUUCACAGUUUUCGUUCCGAUCAACAAAGGCUUCCGGGGCGUUUCGAUGAGGACUCUGACGGCGGACCAGUCCAAGGCUAAGUACCUGUGUAAGCUCCAUCUGGUUGCCGGGGUGAUGCCGGCCGCCACUCUAAAGAAAACCGAUGUCUUCUACAUGCUGACGGGAAAAUCAGCCGAGGCGGACAUGGUAUCAGGGGACCUUCAGACCAAGAUCCGUAUCCAUGGCAGCCGGAGGAAAGGUACCAUCGUUGCGUCCGACCUGGUCGCCUCCAACGGGAUGAUCCACCUGAUCAGUAAGCUGAUGGACAGCGUCUCCCCCACGGUGGAGAGCAACACAGGAGAGAACCUGAUGAAGAUCAUCUCUGACUACGACAAAUUUAGCACGUUCAAGUCCUUAUUGGAGAAAACCAACCUGGCGUCGGUCAUGGACCUCCCUGGACCCAUCACGGUCUUCGCUCCAACCGCUGCAGCUUUCGACGCCAUGCCGGAGGGACACCUGCAGUACCUCAGCAGUCCAGACGGUCACACCAAGCUGCUGGAGUUCAUGAGGAACCACAUCGUCCAGUCCACGGCGCUGGAGGUCUACAACGCCGUGUCGGGUCGAACCCUCGUGACGAUGGCGCUCCAGACUCUGACCAUUAACGUGACCCAAAACGGCCAGAUCCUGGUGGACGGCGCGGCGGUGACGGAGUCGGCCGUGGAGGCUAAGAACGGACACCUGUACGUGAUGGACGGCGUGCUGACGCCGCCCUCCAUCCGGCCCGUGCUGCCGCACAGGUGUGACGUCACAGAGACCAAGUUCGUCCAGGAGAAGUGCACGACUUGUAUAAAAUCCCAUCAGCACAAGUGCUCGUCUGGAGCUGACGCGAUGUCGUCUGUCUAUGGAUGUACUUAUGAGAUUUCCUCCACGGCCGCCUUCCGCUGGAAGCUGAAAGGCUGCGCCCCCGUCUGUAAUGAGACUGUGAAGACUCCUGCGUGUUGUAAAGGCUUCUACGGGCCGGACUGCUCGCCCUGUCCCGGCGGAUACCAGACACCCUGCUCCGGGCACGGCCAGUGCAUCGAGGGAAUUGAAGGAAACGGAUCCUGCAUCUGUGAGGCAAACUUCAGGGGCUCUCGCUGCCAAUACUGUUCCUCCCCCAACAAAUAUGGAUCAAACUGUGACCAAACGUGUCCCUGCAUCCACGGAGUCUGUGACAACCGUCCGGUCUCAUACGGUCGGUGUAAAGUGGGCUCGUGUGCCCUGGGCUUUGGCGGCCUGUUCUGCGAGUAUAAGACUGCCCCCUGUGGCCCUGGGAGCUUCUGUCAUGCACACGCCGACUGCGCCUUCAGCAAGGGACGAAUCAGGUGUGUCUGUAGACCUGGUUUCCAGGGCGAUGGCAUCACCUGCGUGGAGGCCGACCCCUGCGCGCCGCCUCUGAGGGGCGGCUGCAGCCUGAACGCCAAGUGUAUAAAGACCGGCGCCGGGACUCACACCUGCCAGUGUCUGACCGGCUGGACGGCCGAUGGAGACGAGUGUCGACCCGUCAACAACUGCGACGGCGCCGACCGCGGAGGCUGCCACCCCAACGCCACCUGCAUCUACGUCGGACCCGGACAGAGCGACUGCUCCUGCAAAGCCGGCUACAAGGGAGACGGAGAGAUGUGUGAACCCCUGAACCAGUGCGUGACGUCCAACCGGGCCUGCCACUACCUGGCCAGCUGCCUCCGAAUCCAGUCCCAGUGGACCUGCGUCUGUGCCGACGGCUCCGUGGGAGACGGACACUCGUGUUACGGGACGGUGGAACAGGAACUGCUGACUCUCCCCAACGCCACGGACUUCCUGGCCUGGAUCACCGACGCCGGUCUGUCCAGCUCCCUGACGGACCAGAACAUCUCCCUCCUGGUCCCGACGACCGCCGCCGUGGCCAGGAUGUCUCUGGCGGACCGGAGCUUCUGGACCACGAAGGGGAACCUGCCAAGCCUCGUCAGGAACCACGUGAUCCCCGGGAACUUCCCGCUGUCCGUCCUGAGCGGCGCGACGUCGGUGACGUCCCUGCUGCCGACGACGCUCCCCGUCGCCACCAGGGACGAGGUCACGUCGGUCGGCGGGGCGACCAUCGUCACCGCGGACGUGGCGGCAACGAACGGGCUGAUCCACCUGAUCGACACGGUUCUGGUUCCGGACAGGAAGCUGAGCGACGGCCUGCUGGCGACGCUGGCGCUGAAGCCCGAGUUCUCGCUCUUCAGAUCCCAUCUCAUCAAUAAUAACCUGACGGGUGAAAUCGAACAGGCCGGCGAGUUCACCGUCUUCGCUCCAACAGACGCCGCCAUCACGGAUUUCCUCCAGAAAACAUCUGCAACCACGCUGGACGUGAACACGACCCGUUACCACGUGGUGAUGUCAGAGCGCCUGCUGAAGACCGACCUGCAGUCCGGAGGAUACAAGGAGACGCUGCUCGGACCGUCCUUCCAGCUCGGCAUCUUCCCCCGGGAUGGAAAGCUGUUCGUGAACGACGCUCAGAUGAACUCCUCCAACAUCCUGAGCGGUAGAGGAGUGAUCCACGGUCUGACCGCCGUUCUGGAGAUCAACAGGAAUCGCUGCGACAAAGUCACGUACCAGACCGUGGUGGGUCCGUGUGUCCACUGCUUGUUCCACCAAAACAAAAUCUGUCCCAAUGGCAGCGUCCCAAACAAGGUCAUCGGGUCGCGGAGGUGCAUGUUGUCCUGGGUGUUCAAAGGUGAACGGAUGCUGAGCACCGGCUGCAAGGCCACCUGCCGGAAGCAGAACAUGGAGCGCCGCUGCUGCGACGGUUUCUUCGGGCAGCACUGCGAGCCGUGUCCGGGUCCGAAGGGCCAGCCUUGCUCCGGUAACGGCGCCUGCUCGGACGGGGCCGGCGGUUCUGGACUCUGCCAGUGCAGCCAAGGCUUCAACGGGACGGCCUGCGAGACCUGCCAGGGCGGCAGAUACGGGGUCCACUGCGACCAAGAGUGCCAGUGUCGGAACGGCCGCUGCAGCGAGGGGCUAGGCGGAGACGGAACCUGCGAAUGCGACGUCGGCUGGAGGGGCGUGCACUGUGACGAAAAGAUCGAUUCCAAAGCCGAUGAACUUUGCGGCUCGGUGAAAUGUCACACCAGUGCCAACUGCGUGAUCCGAACCUCCGGCCCUCAGUGUCUCUGCGCCGCUGGAUUUGAAGGAAACGGGACGUUCUGCAGCGCCUCGGACCCGUGUCUGGUGAAGGGCGGCGGCUGCAGUCCCAACGCCGUCUGUAAGAGGACGCGACCCGGACGCCGGGACUGUGUCUGUAACCGCGGUUACGCCGGCGACGGCCUUGUGUGUGUCGAGAUCAACCCGUGUCUGGAAGGGAACGGCGGUUGCCACAGCAACGCAGACUGUAUCCACGUCGGACCCAACAAAACCUCCUGCGCCUGCAGCCCCGGUUACUCCGGCGACGGACGCAACUGCAGCAUGAUCAACCUGUGCAAGAAGAAAAACGGCGGCUGCCACCAGUACGCCAAGUGCAACAUGACGGGGCCCGGUUCCCGGAACUGCACCUGCGUCAAGAACUACGUGGGCGACGGCGUGCGGUGCAAGGGCACGGUGGAGCGGGAGAUCCGGGGGAAGGGCCUGACCAGCUUCUACUUCGCUCUGAUGAUCAUGGAGAUUUCCCUGAAAGGCCGCGGUCCGUUCACCGUCUUCGCCCCGCAAUCUCAGGCCUUCAAACCCGACGCCUCCCAGCGGAUGAGAUUGUUGACCAAACAUCAGGAAACCUACGCCAACCUGCUGCGCAGCCACGUGGUCAUGUGCCACACCCUGCUGCCGAUCGACCUGAGUCGACCCCAGAACCUGACGUCCCUGUCCGGACUGGUCCUGACCACGGGCUCCAACCAGGACCAAAUCUGGGUCAACCAGGCCAACCUGACCAGCAGCGACGACGUUAGCGCCAACGGCAUCAUCCACAUCGUGGACCGGAUCCUGUUUCCUCCCGGCGUCGACAAAGACAACAUCCUCUACAUCCCUGACUCCAAAAACCAGAACCUGACAGACGUUGCUGACCGCAACGGCUACAAGACCUUCUACAAGCUGCUGGAGGACACGGGGCUGAUGGACCUGAUCAACGACGGCCUCAACCAGCCGGUGACCAUCUUCAUGCCCUCGGACGACGUCAUGGCGUCUCUGCCGCGGGAGCAGAAGGACUUCCUGUACAACCAGCACAACCGGCCCGAGCUGGUGGAAUACCUGAAGUACCACGUCCUGACCAGCCGGAAGGUGUACGCAGAGCGGCUGGUCUACCUGGACCCGGACUCGGCCCGGACCAUGCAGGGCUCGCCGCUCUCCUUCUCCUGCGGCGGUCCGGACGCUGUGGGCGACAUCUUCAUCAACGACGGAACCUGCCGGAUUGUUCAGAGACACCUGGUCUUCAGGACCGGGAUCGCAUACGGGAUCGACUGCCUGCUGACUCCGCCCAGCCUGGGGGGGCGCUGUGACGAGCAGAAGACCUUCGACCUCCAGAUGAACUGCGGUCCCUGCGGUCAGAACUCGAUGUCGUGUCCCCCCCAAACCAAGCUGAAGGAGGUGCAGAAGUGCGACCUGCCGGUGAUGUUCGUGAGCCAGAACUCCGGCUGCCGGGCCGUCUGCACCUACACCCUGUGGCAGCCCAGCUGUUGCCACGGUUACUACGGCCUGCACUGUCUGGUCUGCCCGGGGGGGGUCCACUCCCCCUGCAACAAACGGGGUACCUGCGACGACGGUCACCUGGGCAACGGGACAUGCCUGUGCGACGCCGGGUUCGAGGGCACGGCCUGCGAGCGGUGCAGCAGUGGGUUCCACGGCCCCGCCUGUAAAGCCUGCAACUGCUCGGAACACGGGUCAUGUGACGACGGGCGGCGAGGGACGGGUCAGUGCUUCUGCGACGAGGGCUGGACUGGAGACCGAUGUGACGUCCAGCAGACGGAGGUUUUCACCUGCUCGCCGCCCUGCCACCCGAAGGCCGUCUGCAGGGAGAACAACGUCUGUGCCUGCCGGCUGUUCUACGAGGGAGAAGGGUACAUGUGUACAGUCAUGGACAUGUGUGACAUCUGGAACGGCGGCUGUGAUGCUAACGCCUUCUGCUCGCAGCGCGGCGAGCAGUUGAGCUGCACCUGUAAGAGAGGAUACUCCGGAGACGGAUUCACCUGCCUCCCCAUCGACCCCUGCAGCGGAGAGGACGGAGGAGGCUGCCACGAGCACGCCGUCUGCAGCAUGACGGCCCCGGGGAAGAGCAGGUGCACCUGUAAGGUCGGCUACGUCGGAGACGGCGUCUGGUGUGAGGUCAAACAGCUGCCAAUCAGCCGCUGUCUCCAGGACAACGGAGGCUGCCACCCGGACGCCAAAUGUACCGACCUCCACUUUGAAGAUGCAAUGGUCGGCGUGUUUCACUUGCGCUCGAAGGAGGGUCAGUACAAGCUGAACUACAGCGCAGCUCAGCAGGCCUGCGCCGCGGAGGGGGGGGUCCUGGCCUCGUACGCUCAGCUGAGCCUCGCCCAGCAGGGCGGGCUGAACAUGUGCGCCGCUAGCUGGCUGGACCAGGCGCGGGUCGCCUACCCCACCACCCAGGCCAACCCCAAGUGUGGCUACGGACACGUGGGAGUCGUGGACUACGGCACCCGCAAGAACCUCAGCGAGACCUGGGAUGCUUUCUGCCACCGGAUGAAGGUGGUGAAGUGCGAGUGCCGGCCCGGUUACCUCGGUGACGGGUUCAGCUGCGUGGGGAACCUGCUGCAGGUGCUCCGGUCCACCCCCACCUUCUCCAACUUCCUCACGCAAAUCCUGAACUACUCCGAGGUGUCGGAGUCGGGCCGGAGGUUCGUGAAGCGCCUCAGCAGCCCGGCCGUGCAGUCCACCCUGUUCGUGCCCGACAACGACGGGCUACCUGACAACCAGACGCUGUCUCAGCGGGACCUGGAGUUCCACCUGUCGGAGGGUCAGGCUCUUCCCCUCAGCCAGAUGAAGAACGGCAGCCGCAUCAAGACCGGCGUGGGCAGCCUGACGGUGCUGGGGGUGGCGGACCUGCUGAACCCCUCCCUGCUGUCGUCCCGCUACAUCAACAACCGCUUCAUCACCGACGCCGACAUCCUGGCCUCCAACGGGAUCAUCCACGUCAUCCUGGGCCCCCUGGAGGCCCCGCCCCCUCGCCACAAGAUGCGCGUGGAGCACCAGGCCGGGAUGGGGGUGGGGCUGGUGCUGCUCCUCGUCCUGGUGGCGGCCGCCGUCUUCGUCGGGUUCCACUUCUACCGACACAAGAGCAAACCCUUCCAGUUCCGCUACUUCAAGGAGGAUGACGAGGAGGAGGAAGAGGAGGCGGCAGCCCCCAACUGCAGCCGCAGCAUCAGUAACCCGGUCUAUGAGGCGGGUCCAGAACCGGCCGAGUCCGACACCCCAGGCCCCGCGGUGGAGGACAGACACGAGGUGGUGGAGGGAGGAUCCUACGACCUGCUGCAGGACAGCUGAGCGCCGCUGGACUCGAACCCGAGACCCCGGCCCUUCACAGCACCGCAAGGCGACCUGGCGCCGCAUUUCUACCCAGACGUGUUUGAGACAUUUCUGUUGUGAAUAAAGAUUCAACACUUCAA